Brassica rapa (field mustard) is the source of this 1770-nucleotide messenger RNA. RefSeq lists its product as uncharacterized. NCBI's taxonomy places the organism in Eukaryota, Viridiplantae, Streptophyta, Magnoliopsida, Brassicales, Brassicaceae. The record is from RefSeq and is a predicted model, not a curated record.
UUUGGAUUAGUUAACCCUAGGGGUAUAAGUGUAUAUUUACCUAUUUCAUGAAACAUUUUGGUCAUUUUGAUCCUUAGAGUCUAUAUUUGUGACAUAGAUUUUUUUAUUGCUAUCCUAGGAUAUUUCCCAACAUAAUAUGAUUACAAAAUAACACAAAUAUAAAAAUUAAUUUUCUCAAAAAAGUUAAAACAAAAUACUGAUUCAAGAUUUAAAGAUUUAAUUGAGUGAAAAUGAUUAAUUAUAAAAACUAUUAUCAUCCAAAUAUUUAUCAAAAAUAUAGUAAAAUAUUUCUGAAAUACAAUACAUUUAUAACAAAUAUUAAUAUAUUUAUCUGAAAUGAAGUUUAUUUAACUACUUUAAAAAGGAACAAUUUAAAAGCUAAAAUCAUAUGUAUAUAAAUAAUAAAUGCAUCAAAAUACAAAAUAUAGUAAAAUUCAUCGAUUUAGAGAAUCAAAAUUAAAAAUAUUUAAGUAUUGUCAAUUUUUUUUAAUGAAUUUUUUAGUGUAAAGUAAUCUAAACUAUUUUUAAAUAUAAAAAAUAAUGAUAUAAUCCGCGCGUAGCGCGGAGAAAAGAUCUAGUUGACCAUAAAAUUACUGACCAGACGAAUUCAUAGAAUAAAAAAAUGCAAUUGUUAAAGUCUCUUGACGAAUUAGAGUCUUUGGAGACCCAAUUGCAGAACCCACACCCACCUCAUUAAGAUCAGUCGAAUAUCAAAGCGAGAAAACUUAUUCCCCCAAAAAGUAGAGACGGGAGAAUCUAAAAUUGCUUGACGAGGAAGCAAAAUCAAAAUCAAAAUCAAAAUCAAAAUCACAAAGUAGAAGAAGAAUACAUCAAAUUAGGAGUUUGAAAUCUUAACAAAUUCUUUUUAUUAAUCUCUCGAGAAGGAGGAAGGUGUGAUAAUACGGAAGAUCCAAGUCGGGGGGGUUCGGAGUCGAUGGAGCCGUCUCAUUCCGGAUCCCAACCGCCGCAGAAAGCGGUUCCGAGACUGGCUACAGUGGGAUGGCGAACUAUGUUGAUCUUCAAUCUCGGCCUUGCUGCUUUUAUAUUUGCGAAGAAACGAGAAAAGGACAUUGAUGUGGGCGACAAAAUGGGAGUUAAAAAGGGCAGUAAAGGUGCGAAAAAGAGUGUUGUUAACACCGAAGCCGAGAUGAAAGUUGCAGAAACUGACAAGGCUAAGAUACCAGAGGCUGCAGUAGUGGACAAGGAAGAAGCCAAACCGAUCCCUAAACACGAUGAUCCUCUGUUUGAGUUUGCGGAUGCAGCAGCUGAUGAGCUGGUGUUUCAGGGUGCGGCGAGUGAGCCUGUAAAGGUAGCAAGGAAACCGAUUCCAGAAGAUGAGCAAAGGGAGCUUUUCAAGUGGAUCCUGGAAGAGAAAAGGAAGACAGAACCAAAAGACAGGAAAGAUAAGAAGCGUAUCGACGAAGAGAAAGCUGUCUUGAAACAGUUUAUUCGGGCAGAGAGGGUUCCCAAACUUCUCCCUGAUGAUUCUGUUGAUUCUUCUCUACGUGAUUGGGACAAAUUCUUCUCCAAGUAGAGAGAAACAAACAUAAGAGACUAGUCUACUUGUUUUUUUUUGUUGGUACCCUCAUUUCCUUUUUACUACUUUGAUUGUUUAGCUUGGGCAUCCGGGUUUGGAUCCAACGGUUAGUUCAGUUUAGUUAACACACUUUUUCGAUUAAUCAAUUCGCUUAAAAAGCUUGUCAAAUUGAACUGGAAAAGGAUAUGUUCAAUAUUCUACCUAAACUAAGAGAAGUUUUUGGUUUCAGUUUA